AUGGAUAUCGACGAUAUCGCCUCUGUCGCCUCAACGGUUGAGAAUGAAGUCGACUCAGAUGUCGAAUGGCCAGUGAAACAAAUACUCGCCGAGGGCCAGAUCGAGGGCCAGACUGUGUAUCUCAUUGAAUGGGAAGAUUAUCCGCUCAGCGAUGCAACAUGGGAGCCACCAGAGCAUUUUCGAGAAAGCCUGUUGCAAGACUGGGCUGAGACCAAACAAAAGCAACAAGAGGGCAAAAUACCCAGAUUUUAUAUUGACGAAUGGCGAACGGCAAUAACGCAACGCUUUCGAGACAAAUACGCUCGUCAUGAUAUGCGAAACCGCGAACGUCAGCGCCGCGGCUUGAAAAUCGAGCAUUUUGACAGGACAUUGGAGGAAGUGAUUGCGGAAAUCAACGCUACGCCGAGUGACCAACCGAAAGCGACAGGGGAUAGUGCCCACCAGCCUUCCACUGCCGAUGCACCACAGCCUGUUCCGCAGCAGGCUGAGUUCUCCGAGGAGCGCUCGCGUCGCUCAUCAAUAGAUGAUCUAUUUUCGGAUCCUGACUCGGAGAUGGAAGAGGACGCCUCUUUAGGAUAUUGUGACCCCGUCAACGAAGAAGACGUGAUAGCGCCCACGCCGAGCGCAGAUUCAGUACCCAUGGACGAUGCGGCGUCGACACAUGUCACGAGUCUGAGACCGGAGCGUGCACAACAGCUUCUUGCUGGUAUCGUCCUAGAGUCUGCCGGAAAGCUGUCUUCCGGUGAUAAUUUAACCAGCCAAAAGCCAGGCGUGUCAUUGUUGAAAGACAUGCCGGAUGCUGAAUUCGAUCUCGACAGCGACGCCAUGGAUAUUGACGAUACGAGUGGAGAGGCGUCACCGACUACGCCGUCGCAUCCAACGCUCGAUAAAACAUCUACGAAGCUUGCCAAUGUUCAUUCUAUCUGCGAAAGUUCUUCUGCACGUAACUUCAUUCAGCCUUGCCCGAAGCCAAGCACGGCAGCAGAAACAUUUUCGCAUCAGCGAGAGGACUGUGAAAAAGCCGAACAGGAGAACAAAAACGACAUCACAUCUGCUCCCCCAGCACGGCCUAUACAGCAGCAAAGCGGAAGCCAGUCUAUUCGUUCCCGACCGCUCUCAUAA
Messenger RNA from Akanthomyces muscarius, 1122 nucleotides. RefSeq lists its product as uncharacterized. The transcript has 2 exons. Lineage: Eukaryota; Fungi; Ascomycota; Sordariomycetes; Hypocreales; Cordycipitaceae. Bases 1 to 1122 code for a protein of 373 amino acids. The record is from RefSeq and is a predicted model, not a curated record.